CCUCAAUCUAGGGUGUUAUUAUUAUAGUUAACCCACGUCAUUUCAUGCUAGAGCUCGGCUCAUAGUCAUACUACACUUUUGCUAGAGCUCGGCUCAUAGUCAUACUACAUUUUGCUAGAGCUCGGCUCAUAGUCAUACUACAUUGUGCUAGAGCUCGGCUCAUAGUCCUACUACAUUUUGCUAGAGCUCGGCUCAUAGUCAUACUACAUUGUGCUAGAGCUCGACUCAUAGUCAUACUACAUUGUGCUAGAGAUCGGCUCAUAGUCAUACUACAUUGUGCUAGAGCUCGGCUCAUAGUCAUGUCAUCUAAUCUCUAAACAAUUUCUUAGCCUAGACUCCAUUCAUUUUGAGUAAUCCUUAAGGCUUACUCCUAAUGUAACUUGGAGUUCAUAAAGUCCACCUUAAAAAUAUCCCUUAAUUGAACUAACAUUUCCGACUAGUAUUUCUAUACUAGUCGUUUGAUCUCAAUAUAACCAAGUUCUAAUUCAUAAUAGUUCGUUUAUUUCAAUUAAAUUCUACAUCCAAGUAUAAUUUGGCUCAAAUAUCAAAAUAUCACUUUUAUCCUUCCAUGACUUCUUUACAUGAGGUAAAAGUAUAUUUAUGUAACACCGUCCCCAAAAAGUAUUUACUUCUAAGUAAAUAAUGUAUUGAACUUAUGGAAUGGUUAACGAGUAUUCGAAGUUGUGAAUUUUUAUUAAUAUUUUUGCGUGAAUAGUAAAUUCGCACGUGGGGCCCGCACCGGGAACGGGGGCCGCCCGAUAUUCCCGAGACCGUAUAGUUUAUUCAUCUUGGUCAAUAUAACAUUUAUAUAGUGGUGGAUAAUUUAUUUGGUCCAAAGAAAUAAUAUAGAGUUGACCGGUUGAUCAAAAAGGCCCAAAUACCGGUAUUGGCAAUUUAACCGAUAAAAGCCCGAAAUUAAAUUUCGGGGACUUAUAAAUUAAAGUUGGGGAAUGAAUAUUCAUUAUAAGGGUCAUAAUGAUGGAGAACACAUGGUAUAUUUUAUUUGACCCGAUAAAAUAAAAUGUAUUUAAAACAGUCCGAAAAAUACAACUUUCGGGGCCGAUUGUACACGUCGGGACACAAAGGGAUGACCUCCCACAUGAGUGGGGGCCACCCCACGUUUUUUGGGGCUGGACAAACAAAGAUUGUGCUGGGUUGACAAAGAAAUGAGUGGAGGAGGUGCAAAGGGCCCUUUAACCUCACUCAUUUGUCAAAUGAGACAAAGAGGAACCCCCACCCCCCUUUCCCUUCCAUUAUUCGGCCAACCCACAAGAGAGGAGCAAGAAGGAGCUCUCAACCCAUCCUCCAUUUUUUCAGCACAAGCUCAAGCUUAAGGAGUCCAAAGAAGGGGUUUUGGGAAGGAAAAGUUGGGAGAAAGUGAGAAAGAUUAAGGGACUUGAUAUAGAGUAUCUUUGAGCUUCGCCGGAGUUUCGCCGGAGUUGGUCAAAGUUGGCCGGAGUUGGUCAAAGUUCACCGGAAUUAGUCCAAGUUCAACCGCGGAGCGUAGAACACGCUUAAGCUCACUUAAGUUUCAGGUAGGAGCUGAGCUUGCUACCAAUGCCCGUUGCUCCGGGCGAAUUCAAGGAAGGAAGACGUGGUUCGUGCUUCCUCCGUUCCAGUUUUAAAAACAUUUAAAUUAAUGCUCAUGGAUAUUACAUUUUGAAUAAUCAUUUGGGGGGCUUGUAUGCCCAUGUUUGCCAAAGUGUGGCACGAACACUUUUAUUAAAUAUUUCCGCUGCUUUGAAUGAAUAUUUUACAUUAUGUUUGUUUAUGGAUGUACUAUGUGUGAAUGAUAUUCCAGACGCCUUGUAUAGUAUGGAUGUGUUGGACUGCGGUUGACUAUGCGUACUGUACGGCGGAUUGUUGACGUGUCCGGUUAGGUCCGGGGCGUGACAAUUUAAUUGGUAUCAGAGCCUUAGUCCGUAAACUUCAUAAUGAAGCUUCAAAAUCUCUUUUCGAAAAUGAAUUUGAAAACCAUGAGCAUAAAAGUUUUGUACUUGUAGAACUUUUGGUACUUGAGUUGCAAAGUCUCUAAUUGUUAAGAUGGUACCCUUAACAAUUGGUAUGGCGGUGAUUUGAGCCAAAGGAUGUCUUUAAGUACCUAUCCGUCAUUUGACAGUGAUACGAGUGUAAUGACUCACUCUAAUUCCUUUCAGAAAUGGAGCCAGUCGGAAGGAUCACUAGGAGGAACCCGACGGGCCGUGUACCGGGUGGGUCCGAACGCGGUAGCCGGGGGUCCUCUAGGGGAUCAAGAGGAAGGGGCCGUGGAGGCCAACGUCAAACCGUGAGCGAUGGCCACGUCGACACGGAGAGUGAGACCUAUUGGUCUUAUGAGGACUCAACCUACCGGCCGGAAACUGAGCCGGUUGAGACCCCUUAUGAAGGGGAUGAUGAUGAUGUGAGCGACGAGGAGGAAAGUGGCUCCUUGGCUCGGAUCGAAGCGCUGCUCCAACAAUAUCAUCGGGAGCGCGAGGAAAGGAGGGAACGCCGAAGGCGCCGUGCAGGGCAACCUUCGGGUGGGGCUCCAAGAGGAAGGAGCUAUUGUGAUUCAAGAACCCAUGUGGAAGCGCAUGGGAGUCGAGGUGAUGGAGGUCCAACCAUAAGGAUCUCCAAAUACAUCAAAGAGGCGAGGGACUUGGGGUGCAAACCGUUCGAUGGGACGGGGGACAUCUCGGUGGCCGCGCAAUGGAUCAAGAGGCUGAACGAGGCAGCCCUUGACAUGCAACUCACCCCCGAUUUCAAACUGAGAAUCGCGGUGAGGUUACUUGAAGGGUUGGCAUCCAAGUGGUGGGAUGGAACCAAGGGCAAGUAUGGAGGGAAUGUUACUUGGGAGGAUUUUCGGCAAGAAUUCUUUGCCCAAUACUACUCCGACUUUGAGGUAAACGCCAAAGUGAGGGAGUACACUCUUUUGACCCAAGGGGGUAACAUGACGGUGAAAGAACUUGAGCAUAAGUUCAGGGACCUUGCCGACCACAUACCGGAGUAUGCUUGUGAUGAGAACCGAAUGGUGAAUCACUUUUGGGAGGCCUUGGACUUGGAGAUACGUGAUAGGGCGACUCAAUUGCCCAACAUGACUUUCAGCCAAGUGGUUGCUCAAGGGUUGAAGGGAGAAAAGCAAUGGGAGGAGAGGAAGAAGAGGGACGUCGAGGAGGCGAAGAAGAGAAAAUGGGAAGGCCAUGGCCCCCAAGGUUCUAAUAAGAAGGGGAACCAUGGGGGAGGAGGAUCAUUUAGGGCACCGGCACCACCAUCCAAGGGAAACCCGGCCUUCAGCGGGCACAACUCGGGCUCACAAGCCUCAACGGCGCCCAGGUGCAGAAAUUGCAAUAGGAGCCACGGGGGUAAGUGUCGAGACCCUCCUCGGUGCUACCAAUGUGGAGAGACGGGGCAUAUUAAACCAAAUUGCCCUCAACUUGGUGGGAACCGAGGGACGGGAUCGAGUGGCGCUACUACGGCAAGUAGGAACCGGAAUGGGGCACCUCAUGCUAGUACGGUUCAAGCGGGAGCGAGCACGAGCAACGCGCCGUCCGUGAAUCAGGGGAGGUCUCAAACACGGGUCUAUGCGAUGACCGAGGCCGACGCUCGGGCUAAUCCCGACUCCGUUGCAGGUAAUCCUUUGUAACAAUUGAUAAAUUACAUGUCUUGAGUGCUAAGAAUGAUAGCGGUUUUGUACGGGCUCGCCGGGACCGAUACCGGUCGGUUUCUUGGCAAAAAGUUGCGAAAAUAAACUGCCCAGGGGUAAACCGGCGCCGGUCAUGGCUUAAAC
Cuscuta epithymum is the source of this 3763-nucleotide messenger RNA. The record is from the annotation of a GenBank genome assembly. Lineage: Eukaryota; Viridiplantae; Streptophyta; Magnoliopsida; Solanales; Convolvulaceae.